This is a messenger RNA of Xenopus tropicalis (tropical clawed frog), 3823 nucleotides long. RefSeq names its product T-box 5 (gene tbx5). Bases 943 to 2511 code for a protein of 522 amino acids. NCBI's taxonomy places the organism in Eukaryota, Metazoa, Chordata, Amphibia, Anura, Pipidae. The transcript has 9 exons. Gene Ontology annotation, molecular function: RNA polymerase II cis-regulatory region sequence-specific DNA binding; DNA-binding transcription factor activity; DNA binding. The record is from RefSeq and is a predicted model, not a curated record. Gene Ontology annotation, cellular component: cytoplasm; nucleus. Gene Ontology annotation, biological process: developmental process; regulation of DNA-templated transcription; positive regulation of DNA-templated transcription.
ACGGACAAGGAAACUAUGAUGUGAUUCCUUGGGGAGAAUUAGUAUAACACGAACGCGUAUAACACGCCCUGGUUACCCCAAUUAACCCUUUCAGUUCAAGCCAGGCAGUAUAUUUUGACAAUGAAGGUUUAAGUAUAAUUGCGUAGUUUUGGAUGUGGGAAGACAGGAGUGCAGGAGAAACCAGGGGGAAGAGGGGUAAUAACUAAUAUAUAGAAAUUAGAAGGAGGGAAGAUCUAUCCAGCUGUGGGAACUAUAGGGAAGGCACAGGCAGGAGUGAUGGAAGGAGCCAGGCAGUGAGUGUAAGAGUGGAGCAGAGCUAGUGGUUGGGCAGUGUCUUUGCAAUACCAGUGCUCUCCCCUCCCCAUCAUUACACUAGACUGUGUGUAUGUGUGUGUGUGAGUGUGCGCAGGAGAACAGCUUGCAUUUCUCUCUCCAUCCAACUAGCGCUGCCCUCCACUGAGAGACACAGAGAAAGGAGACACAGGACAGAGAUCUCGUACUCAUCAGCCUCACUGAUGCCCUUUCCGUAACCCCAUCCCUACCAGCUAGCCCCCUGCCUCUUUGCGAAGGAGCUUCUCCCCCAGCACAACGAUAAGGCCGGCUGGAUUUAUCUCUCUCUCACUGACAUUCUCACACUGAUUGCACGGAAGAGAACCAACCGCUGUGGCUGCGAAUGAGAUCCCAGCUUUUCCUUGCAGCCAAGCAGCAAAUCUAACGCGGAAUGAGGAAGGCGACCUCCUUACCCUCAGCUGGGCUCUAGAUACACAUUUCUGCCCGAGAGGGGCCGAUAUUAACGGUGAUUCCAUGGGAAGGAUCCAGCCUCUGCCUUUAUUUUCUUGGGAAGGGAAGGAAUAAGCUGGAGACCGAGCAGCAACAAGCAGGGGCCUUUAAUACUGACAAAGGAGUGAAGGAGCCGCUUACAGUGCAGGCUCCCACUGGAAUAUGGCGGACACAGAGGAGGCUUAUGGGAUGCCUGAUACCCCUGUGGAACCAGAGCCCAAAGAGCUACAGUGUGAGCCUAAACAGGACAAUCAGAUGGGGGCCAGCAGCAAGACCCCUACUUCUCCUCAGGCUGCAUUUACCCAGCAGGUAAGAGAGGGAAUGGAAGGCAUUAAGGUGUUUUUGCAUGAGAGAGAACUGUGGCUGAAAUUUCACGAAGUUGGCACAGAAAUGAUUAUUACUAAGGCUGGAAGACGCAUGUUCCCUAGUUACAAAGUGAAGGUUACUGGCCUGAACCCGAAAACCAAGUACAUCCUUCUCAUGGAUAUUGUGCCUGCAGAUGACCACAGAUACAAGUUUGCUGAUAACAAAUGGUCAGUCACGGGCAAGGCUGAACCUGCUAUGCCAGGGCGGUUGUAUGUUCAUCCAGACUCACCAGCCACAGGCGCACACUGGAUGAGGCAGCUAGUAUCCUUCCAGAAGUUGAAGCUCACAAACAACCAUCUGGAUCCAUUUGGACAUAUCAUCCUGAAUUCAAUGCACAAGUACCAGCCACGGCUCCACAUUGUUAAGGCAGAUGAGAACAAUGGUUUUGGGUCGAAGAAUACAGCUUUCUGCACACACGUAUUUUCUGAGACAGCUUUUAUUGCCGUCACUUCAUAUCAGAACCACAAGAUCACGCAGUUAAAGAUAGAGAACAAUCCAUUUGCUAAAGGAUUUCGGGGAAGUGAUGACAUGGAGCUACACCGAAUGUCCAGGAUGCAGAGCAAAGAGUACCCAGUGGUCCCAAGGAGCACAGUCCGUCAGAAGGUGUCAUCUAACCACAGCCCAUUCUCUCAAGAAACACGCAAUAUUACAGGAUCCUCCACCCUAAAUUCCCAGUACCAGUGUGAGAAUGGGGUCAGUAGCACCUCCCAGGAUCUGCUGCCAACUUCCAAUGCAUAUCCUUCCCUGCCCCAUGAGUCUGGACCCAUAUAUCACUGCACAAAGAGAAAAGCAAGUGAAGAGCCAGCUGAGCAUUCCUACAAGAAACCUUACAUGGACACAUCGCCAAGUGAAGAGGACCCUUACUAUCGUUCUGGAUACCCGCAACCUUCAUCCUCUUCUUCCUCUACCACCUCCUUCCGCACAGAGUCUGCCCAACGACAGGCCUGCAUGUAUGCCAGUUCAGCACCUGCCACAGAGCCUGUACCAUCCUUAGAGGACAUAUCUUGCAACAGCUGGUCUAGUGUGCCCUCUUACAGCAGCUGCACAGUGGGUGGAGGAAUGCAGCCCAUGGAGCGCCUCCCAUAUCAGCACUUCUCUGCUCACUUCACCUCUAGUUCCCUCAUGCCCAGACUAAGUAAUCAUGCAGGUACACAGCCAAGUGAUUCUCACUCCAUGUUCCAACAUCAGUCUUCUCACCAAGCAAUUGUAAGGCAAUGCAAUCCUCAGUCUGGGUUACAACAAUCAUCAGCUCUUCAACCCACGGAAUUCUUGUACCCACACAGUGUUCCUCGGACCAUUUCACCACACCAGUACCACUCUGUGCAUGGGGUAAGUAUGGUCCCAGACUGGAACGAAAACAGCUAACGGGACAGAAACUAUGUCAUUGUUGAAAGACCAAUAUGCUGGUUAGAGAGCCACUGAAUGUGGACAUAGGUUGGAAGGUGCAAGAAUUUGUAUACUGGAAACUUAUUUCUUGAUAACCUCAAAACGAUUGAUCCACUUUCUUCCUAAACUCUCUUGCUUUGUGAUCCUGCAUCGAAUGAUGAAGGACACAAGGUUGGUAACUGUUCCUAAAAGGAUUCGCACUCAAAAAACACAGACCUCUCAAAACCUGUAGCUUUGCACUUCAUGCAGUGGGCUAACACUAUAUUGUGGCCUCCUUGUGGAAGGACAAAUAAAGCAAAAAGGAGGAGGAAAAGAUGCACUUAAUGUAAGCACCUACACAGUUCUGGUGUUUGCAGUGUAUUACACAGUGUGUUGUAAGAGAAUGGAACAGUCUAUGUAAAAUCAAUGAUGAUGCUGUGUUUUUUGUCAAGGAGGACGUGGAAAGGUUGCUCUGGAGAGGAGCAGAGCUUGUAGUUAGAUUCCUAUACUUCAGCAAGUCUUCAGGAGUUGGGUACCCUUUAGGAAAGAGACCGAUACAAAUGGAUAUUAAAUGUUCAUUGGAAAUCAGUUACUAUAAAAGUGUACUCAGAAUAUAAAAUGGGAGGAAAACAGAUUAAUGCAUCAGUGAUCUGUACUGUUUAAUGAUGAUGGUUGCAGAGACCUCUACUUCAGUUUACCAUAAAACAACAAAUACAACCAUUUCAGUAUUUGAUGCAUGACAGCUUAUAUUAUUGGAAUGUUGUGGUUAUUUGUUGUGUCGCUUUUUUUUGUUUAAAUGUAGGGCCAUUUAAAUUGGAAAAAGAUUACAGUUCCACAUAGCUCUGUUGCUAAUUCACUCAAAAAGAAUAUUUCAUUUCAGUCAAAGACAUUGGCUAUUAUCUACUGUGUACCAAGAUCAUCAAGAACAUAUGGCAAUUGUACACAUCAUGGCAGUAUACUUUCUCUUCUGCCACAUAAGUAAUUUCAUGCCAGAUACAAUGUAUUUGACAAAGAAACUAAUUUAAUUGAACCAUGGUUCCAAGUAAAAUCUUCCUUCCCACAAUUGCCCUUUUUUGUAAUAAAACCUGUAAGUUAUUUUUAAUUAUUACUUUGUGACCCAGUUGUUAAAUAUCUAUGAUCCUUGGCUAAAUAUUUGGGAGGUCAACACUUGAUCAACUGCAGCCAUCCUACAACAGGCCUGAGCAAUAGAUCUAUCCUGCACCUCACCUCCACAUAAAACAGAGUGCUUGGUUUGUCGAAUAUUGUGUCAUUGACCUUGUUAUAUAAUAAAAGAUAAUAUAUUUUUGUUUUG